Leishmania mexicana MHOM/GT/2001/U1103 is the source of this 1380-nucleotide messenger RNA. RefSeq lists its product as hypothetical. The transcript has a single exon. The record is from RefSeq and is a predicted model, not a curated record. The coding region runs from base 1 to 1380 and encodes 459 amino acids. Lineage: Eukaryota; Euglenozoa; Kinetoplastea; Trypanosomatida; Trypanosomatidae.
AUGGUGACUGUUCUCCUCCUCUUCAGCUCCCUUGUCCAGGGUUUCUCGGCUAGCGUCAUCAGCAUUUUCAUCAACAGGGAGCUGGCGCUGCAGCCCGUCGAGGUGGCCCAAUACUGGAUGUACAUCGGGUGCACGAUGUGGUGCCAGCCCAUCGUGGGGUAUAUCUCGGACGCUGUUGUGGUCUUUAGCGAGAAGCGGCGGCCACUCUUCGUCUUGGCCGCCAUCAGCAACACCGCGAUCUACACUAUCUACAGCCUUUUCCCUGGAGCCACGAGCGGUUUCGGUAAGUUCGUGGCCCUGUCGAUGGUGAGCCAAUUCUUCACGAUGGGGCUGUACAUCCCGUUGAACGGUUUGGUGGUGGAGUUGGGCUGGCACGACGCGGAAACAGCGGAGGAGAGCAAUGCGCGCAUGAGUGCCAUCAUGUCGAAGACGAUGGUUUGGCGUUCCACCGGGAGUCUGGCCGGGGCGGUGCUGCACACGUGCCUCAUCGCGCUUUUGUCCGUGCGUCCGCUACUGGGCAUCGCCGGCAUUUUGUUCCUCGUACUCGUCCCGAUUGUUCUCGUCACGCCACGGCAUCUUUUUCUCCGUUCCAGCACGCAAGACCAUAGCGUCUGCCGUCAGGUCGGCAAGGCGUGUUGGAUGGUGUGGCGCAGGCUCGACAUCCGUGAUCUAAGCAGCGAUGGCGUCUGCUUUGUCCUUGUGCUCACGUUUGUGUUUCUGUACACAAUGAUGCCUGAUGCGAGCUUUGUCUACGACAGCUACCUCUACGUUGUUUUCGAGUUUCCCAACUGGUUCUACUCGAUGAACGGCUGCGUCGGCCUCCUCGGCUCCAUCGCUGGCGCCUACGUCUUCUCGUACUGGGCGGAUCGACGUGCGACGCAGGAGGCCCGCGGUGGAAUUCGCAUGUCGCUCUUCUUCAUCUUUAUGGUCAGCAGUGUGGCGUGGGCGCUCGGGUACGUGACGAACCUCUUGUUAUGCACCGGGUUCAUCACGGAGACGCUGGGCAUGCCGGCUGCUGUGUACGUGCCUGUCGACACUUUCUUUACUUCCCUCGUUGCGCGAUUUGCCUUCAUGCCGACGCUGGUCAUGGCUGCCGAGCAUGCGCCGAAGUUCUUCGAGGCGACCACGUUUGAGGUGUUCAGCGUGACGAGCAUGGGCGGCAGUAUUGUGUCGGGGUUGUUGAUCAGCAGCAUUGCGAAAGGCUUGCACAUCACCCGCACAGAUUACAGCCAGCUGUGGGCGCUAAUUGUGGUCUCGAUUGUGGCAAAGUUGGUGCCGAUAUUCUUGGCGUAUCUUUUACCGGAGCGGCGCAGUGCUCGCGGUGGUGAGGGCCUUCUUGACGACGCCGUCGUGGUGGCCGGGGACGAAGGAGCGCGGUAG